Molecule: messenger RNA, 652 nt
Organism: Ceratina calcarata
Lineage: Eukaryota; Metazoa; Arthropoda; Insecta; Hymenoptera; Apidae
Product: tRNA-specific adenosine deaminase 2-like
Exons: 1
Biological process (GO): tRNA wobble adenosine to inosine editing
Cellular component (GO): cytoplasm; nucleus
Molecular function (GO): tRNA-specific adenosine-34 deaminase activity
Source: RefSeq, a predicted model, not a curated record
AAUACUUUAAACUGGAUGGACGUUGCUUUGCAGAAGGCAAAUGAUUCAUUAAAAGCUGGCGAAGUUCCAGUUGGCUGUUUGUUUGUGUAUAAUGAUAAAGUCAUUGCUACGGGCAAUAAUAGUGUUAACGAAACGCAUAAUGCGACUCGUCACGCAGAAAUAAAUUGCAUAGACCAAGUUUUAGAAUAUUGCAGGCAAAUAAAUUUAGAUUAUAAAGAAGUUUUUCGAGGUAUCGAUGUAAUUGUUACUGUCGAACCGUGCAUAAUGUGUACAUCUGCUUUAUAUCAACUACAAGUCCGCAGUAUCAUAUACGGAUGUGCAAACGACCGUUUUGGUGGAUGUGUCAGUGUUUUCCAAGUACCAAAACUCUAUGAAUCAAAAACGACAAUUACGGGAGGCGUGAAAGGCGAUGAAGCAAUGGCUUUAUUAAAACAGUUUUACACAGGUACAAAUCCGAACGCACCGGAAAUGAAGGUGAAAAAGAAUCGCAAGAAAAAAGAGACACAAUAAUUAAAAAUAUAAGGACUUUAUUUAUUUUUUACGUGACUACACUGGUAAACAUCAGUUUUUUUAAUUUUUAUUUUAAUUUAAUUUAAAUGAUAUAGCGUAUGAAUGACGAAUAGUAUGUGAAAAGACUGAGUAAAUGUUUAAA